AUGUGGAGAGCUAUCAAUUUUACCUGGAUGUAUCUGAGCAUUCUCAGUCUCUGGUUUGCCACUUGGCUCGCUGUCUUCUACUGUGUGAAGAUCACCAGCUUCAACCAACCCCUUUUCCUCUGGCUGAAGCUGAGAUUUUCAGGGCUACUUCCAUGGCUUAUUCUGGGCUCCUUGCUGGUCUCCUUGGCCACCUCUCUCCCUUCAGUCAAUGUAAUACAUAUAAAUUACUUAAACAAUUCAAUUGAUAAUUUGUCCAGAAACAUCACAGUGGUAUGUCUAUAUAAGACUAACACAUCUCUUAGUUACUUAAUUUUGACCAUGCUUGGACAGUACUCUCCUUUUGUUUUAUUUUUUGUUCCAUCUCUGUUGCUAGUCACUUCUCUGUUGAGACAUACAAAAAGAAUGGGAGAAAACAUGAGCACUUCCAGGGACAUCAGUGCAGAGGCUCAUAUCAGAGCAAUUAAAGCUCUCCUCUCUUUCAUUUUCCUGUACAUUUUCUAUAUGUUGGCACAGUUUUUUACAUUGACAAAUAAGUUCGCUACCAGCAGCCCCUACCUUAUAUGGCUCUGUAUUAUGAUACUAGCUGGAUAUCCCUCUGGGCAUUCUGUUAUCCUGAUUCUCAGCAAUCCCAAACUGAAAGAAGCAGCACUAAAGGGCUUGCACAAUGCCAGGUGUCUGCAGGAAGAUGAGAGUCAGUGA
Alligator sinensis (Chinese alligator) is the source of this 699-nucleotide messenger RNA. RefSeq names its product taste receptor type 2 member 40-like. Gene Ontology annotation, molecular function: G protein-coupled receptor activity; bitter taste receptor activity. The record is from RefSeq and is a predicted model, not a curated record. NCBI's taxonomy places the organism in Eukaryota, Metazoa, Chordata, Crocodylia, Alligatoridae. The transcript has a single exon. Gene Ontology annotation, biological process: G protein-coupled receptor signaling pathway; sensory perception of taste; detection of chemical stimulus involved in sensory perception of bitter taste. Gene Ontology annotation, cellular component: membrane. Bases 1 to 699 code for a protein of 232 amino acids.